AUGGCUUGUUAUGAUUAUCCCUCAUUUGCUGAGGCUGUGGCCAUCUGGGAGAAGCGCGGUACGCUGCUGCGGAUGAAGCAUUAUGCACCGAUCCGUGCGUCUGCUGAGUACCCGACGUUCGCUGAAGUCCUGAGCUUUUGGAGACAACGGGCUGCAAAGGUGCAGGAGCAGCGCCGUGCUCUUUUGUUCUCCCCAGCUCACUAUCCUACAGUCGAGGAGGCGGGCUGGUGGAGCACAUCUUCUGCGGACCAGGAAGAGCAGCAAUCGGAGGCAGAGGUCGUAGAGGAGGUGGACUCGUGGACCACGUCUUAUGCGGACCAGGAAGAGAAGCAAGCUGAAGCAAAGGUCGUCGAGUUGGUGCUCUCGCUGCUUGAUGCUUCAGAGGGCGAGGGCUCUGGGGAUGAUUUCGAUCUGAGCAGCAGUGACGCCAGGGUCUUCGGGUCUGAAACCUCUAGCACGAGCAGCUUCUUCAGUGACAGCAGCAGCAGCGGUGACGCCAGCGAUGACGCCUGCAACGACGUCAGCGUGGUCGGUUCAGAGGCUUGCAACACGAGCAGCGGCUUCAGUGACAUCAGCAGCAGCGGCCAAGGCUCCCAAGAGGAGCCAGCCACUAAUAAUGCUGACAGCACGCGACCAGCAGCAGUAGCGGUUGUGGAGAAAAAGGCAUUGACUGCUUCUGGUGGUGGCCUCGAGCCGCUGCAGGACGGGUCAGCAGAGAGCACAAGGCAGCUGUAUCUGAGUGCAAGUGUGCUGUGUGGAUCGUGGACAAUGGUUUCUCCUUCCGGUGGAGGCUUGAAGGAAGCGGCAGUAGCACCACAGAGGAGGAGGCUGCUGGAGUUGGUAGUAGGUGGGAUGUGUGGAUCAAGGGAAUUCCCUUUGAAAGUAUUAGAUGCUGGUUUUGGUGGGGGUCUCAUGAAAGGGUUAGCCGCUCAACAGAGUAUGAGGCAGGAGGGUGGGGUUGGAGCUGCUAGGGAAGUGGCGUCAGGAGCAUUGGUUGCUAUUCCUUGUGGGUCACCUGCAGUACAGAGCUCUAGGCAACAGCAGGGAAGACUUGGGGUUGCAACACAUGGAAAGGGAAGGGAAAGGAGAGCAGAAGGGAAGGGAAAGGAGAGCAGAAGGGAAGGGAAAGGAGAGCAGAAAGGAAGGGAAAGGAGAGCAGAAGGGAAGGGAAAGGAGAGCAGAAGGGAAGGGAAAGGAGAGCAGAAGGGAAGGGAAAGGAGAGCAGAAGGGAAGGGAAAGGAGAGCAGAAGGGAAGGGAAAGGAGAGCAGAAGGGAAGGGAAAGGAGAGCAGAAAGGAAGGGAAAGGAGAGCAGAAGGGAAGGGAAAGGAGAGCAGAAGGGAAGGGAAAGGAGAGCAGAAGGGAAGGGAAAGGAGAGCAGAAGGGAAGGGAAAGGAGAGCAGAAGGUAAGGGAAAGGAGAGCAGAAGGGAAGGGAAAGGAGAGCAGAAGGGAAGGGAAAGGAGAGCAGAAAGGAAGGGAAAGGAGAGCAGAAGGGAAGGGAAAGGAGAGCAGAAGGGAAGGGAAAGGAGAGCAGAAGGGAAGGGAAAGGAGAGCAGAAGGGAAGGGAAAGGAGAGCAGAAGGGAAGGGAAAGGAGAGCAGAAGGGAAGGGAAAGGAGAGCAGAAAAGAAGGGAAAGGAGAGCAGAAGGGAAGGGAAAGGAGAGCAGAAGGGAAGGGAAAGGAGAGCAGAAGGGAAGGGAAAGGAGAGCAGAAGGGAAGGGAAAGGAGAGCAGAAGGUAAGGGAAAGGAGAGCAGAAGGGAAGGGAAAGGAGAGCAGAAGGGAAGGGAAAGGAGAGCAGAAGGGAAGGGAAAGGAGAGCAGAAGGGAAGGGAAAGGAGAGCAGAAGGGAAGGGAAAGGAGAGCAGAAGGGAAGGGAAAGGAGAGGAGAAUGGAAGGGAAAGGAGAGCAGAAGGGAAGGGAAAGGAGAGCAGAAGGGAAGGGAAAGGAGAGCAGAAGGGAAGGGAAAGGAGAGCAGAAGGGAAGGGAAAGGAGAGCAGAAGGGAAGGGAAAGGAGAGCAGAAGGGAAGGGAAAGGAGAGCAGAAGGGAAGGGAAAGGAGAGCAGAAGGGAAGGGAAAGGAGAGCAGAAGGGAAGGGAAAGGAGAGCAGAAGGGAAGGGAAAGGAGAGCAGAAGGGAAGGGAAAGGAGAGCAGAAGGGAAGGGAAAGGAGAGCAGAAGGGAAGGGAAAGGAGAGCAGAAGGGAAGGGAAAGGAGAGCAGAAGGUAAGGGAAAGGAGAGUAGAAGGGAAGGGAAAAGAGAGCAGAAGGGAAGGGAAAGGAGAGCAGAAGGGAAGGGAAAGGAGAGCAGAAGGGAAGGGAAAGGAGAGCAGAAGGGAAGGGAAAGGAGAGCAGAAGGGAAGGGAAAGGAGAGCAGAAGGGAAGGGAAAGGAGAGGAGAAUGGAAGGGAAAGGAGAGCAGAAGGGAAGGGAAAGGAGAGCAGAAGGGAAGGGAAAGGAGAGCAGAAGGGAAGGAAAAGGAGAGCAGAAGGGAAGGGAAAGGAGAGCAGAAGGGAAGGGAAAGGAGAGCAGAAAGGAAGGGAAAGGAGAGCAGAAGGGAAGGGAAAGGAGAGCAGAAGGGAAGGGAAAGGAGAGCAGAAGGGAAGGGAAAGGAGAGCAGAAGGGAAGGGAAAGGAGAGGAGAAUGGAAGGGAAAGGAGAGCAGAAGGGAAGGGAAAGGAGAGCAGAAAGGAAGGGAAAGGAGAGCAGAAGGGAAGGGAAAGGAGAGCAGAAGGGAAGGGAAAGGAGAGCAGAAGGGAAGGGAAAGGAGAGCAGAAGGGAAGGGAAAGGAGAGCAGAAGGGAAGGGAAGGGAGAGCAGAAGGGAAGGGAAAGGAGAGCAGAAGGGAAGGGAAAGGAAGUGCGGGGUGGGGCUGGGAUGCCAAGUACUGCUAG
Messenger RNA from Closterium sp. Yama58-4, 2883 nucleotides. The record is from the annotation of a GenBank genome assembly. Lineage: Eukaryota; Viridiplantae; Streptophyta; Zygnematophyceae; Desmidiales; Closteriaceae.